AUAUUUUUAUGUUUUUUAGUCCUUCCCACUGACCACAACCCAAGCCUCCAUGGAACAGAUUCAUCUGAAGAAGGACUUUGAAGAACAGGAAAGUAGAAAACCAAUGGUGACCGUUGACACAUACCAACAUGCUAAUAUUGACAGGGACACUGGAUGUCCACAGAGAGGAUUUGGUUCCGUUUUGCCAAGGCAUCAUGCUGAUCAUGACAAGCGUCACCUAGAGACAACCAACAGGGCAGAUUACAAACCACCAUUUCCAUAUAGUCCAGCCCCAGUAAGUUAAAUGACAAUAGGAAAAACUGUAGCUUGGUUGCUGAGAUUCUUUCCGCUAUGUCAAGGUUCGAGGUUCGAUCUCCGUGCCAUACCCCAAGCCUCAUUAUAGACGCAGUGGUGUAACGCCGGAGCUUAGGGCCUGUGGCUUCAUAAGAGUGGGGGCCCUUGCAGGUUUAGGGUUUAGAUUUAACUGCAGUUAGCUCGUCUUAUUUUGUCGAUCAACAUUCAGAGCCUCAACAGGCUUCUGUAGCUCAGAUUCCCUAGUGGCCCUAUGGAUCUGUCGGAGAUCCUUUAGGGGUCCUAUUGAUCGGUGCCCUUGCAGACUGCCGCACGAAAGCGCACAGGUUUUAUGCGUCUGCAUAGCUGCAUAUUGCAGUUGAGUAUUAUUUUUGCUAAUCGCUGUGUGGGGCGGUGUGCGCUGAACCAUGACUUGCUUUCACUCCCAUGGGAUCUAUUCAAUCAAGCUUGUCUGUGAAGUGCAGCUUAUAGCGUACCAUCUUUUCAAAGGGACUUUGAAGUUGCUUGUCCCAUGUACUACAUGAUCCAUGUAUAUGUUAAAAAACAUGUAUCACUCUUUGAAAAUGAGCAAAGGAUUGGCCCCUGGUUUACUACUGAAUUUACAAAAUUCUGGUUUACUACUGAAUUUACACUCAGGGGUGACACUGCUCUAUGUCUACCAUCUCUCUCCCUUCAGAAGUAUAGAUAAGUACCUUUUAUUAGAUUGUUGUAGCAUUGAAUGUAUUGUCCUGUGUUCAUUAUAUAAAGCUUGACUAGAGUGUAGAGGAGCUUGUGCUUUGGGCACUUUUUGCAGAUUUAUAGAUCCAGUGACCUUCUGGCAAUAACACCAUUUCCAGCACCAUGUAUCCCUUUGCAACAUGUGUAAAAUAAAUUCCUUUACAUUAUUACUGCAGCUUAUGCAAAGACUGUUAACUAGUUAAUUGUUGACUAGUUGAAGUCCUUGGUUUAUGAGUCCAUUAGACUGUAUUACUUGACUACAGUGGCGUAUCUAGCGAGGUAUGCACGUUCCUUCAAAAAUUACUUGCUUCCCCCAGUCUCGCC
This is a messenger RNA of Anneissia japonica, 1332 nucleotides long. RefSeq names its product protein C9orf135-like. The record is from RefSeq and is a predicted model, not a curated record. Gene Ontology annotation, cellular component: plasma membrane. The transcript is spliced from 2 exons. Bases 50 to 283 code for a protein of 77 amino acids. NCBI's taxonomy places the organism in Eukaryota, Metazoa, Echinodermata, Crinoidea, Comatulida, Comatulidae.